CGUUGAUAUCAAAAACAAAUUAGAAACAACAAAAAAAACAGUCACUUGUUUCCGAUUACGAAGCUGAUUUGUUUCUUCGUCAUUUCAGUCAGUGAAGAAGCUGAAUCGUGGUAGCAAGCAAAAAUUGCUUUCAGGAAUAUUGAGUGUGCCAUGAAAGAAGAUUUAAAUAUUUGCGUUCUUUUCAAAGAAAAACAAUAAAAUAUGUUAAGAGCAGAAUCAAUUAGUACAGUGAGGAACCAUGAAGAUGAUGUUAACGAUUUAAAUGGAUCUAUUGUAUGGUCUCAAGAGGAGCCAUUGUCAUCUAAUGAAAUAUUGACUCUACUAACUGAAGAUCAAAGAGAAAACAGUUUACCUGCGUUCUGCCGAUUGUGUGCUAAUCAAACUAAUAAUCCAGUACAUAUGUAUUCUGAACUUGGAGAAUCCAUGAAAUUGGAACAUAAAAUAAACACAUAUCUAAGCAUCAAGAUUAGAAAAACAGAUCCGUUGUCAAAACAACUUUGUCUGGCCUGUAUUGAGAAGAUAAACUGGUGCAACGAUUUUGACACUCAGUGCGUCAAAGCAGAAGAAAUUUUGUUGACAAUGCUACGAGAAAAACAAUCGUUUAAUAUCAGUCAUGAAAAUAAAAUCUCAUCCGAGAUUCAACAAUCUUGUCUUUUGUGUACAGAAGAUUUUUUUAUGAACACAUGUGAAGACGUUUCCCAAGAUACAAAGAGUAUGGAAGUGUACGAGAACAUUAUUAUUCUUGAGAACAGUGAUGAAGAAGAGAACAUCGUUAAUGUUGCAAAAGUUGAGAAGAUUGAAAAGAAAGAUCAUUCUAUCGUGUUACAAUACGCGGGAGAUAAACAAAAAUAUUUGAAAUGCGGAGCAUGCAUGAAUCUCUAUCACACUCAGGAGACUCUGGACAGUCACAAAUGUAAGCCACAUGUUCAGAACACGACGCAGCUAUACAAGUGUUCUAUAUGCGGCAUAACGUUUACCUUUGAAGAACGACUAAACUUUCACAUGCAAUUUCACAAGAAUGGGAAAACACUGUAUUGUGAAGUCUGCAAACUGACGUUUGCCAAAGAAUUAAAGCUGUUUUAUCACUACAAAAGAUAUCAUUCCAGUGAUGUCAGCUUUUCAUGCUUGCAGUGCGGAAAGCUAUUCGAGAACCAGAACGCGCUUCGAACGCACAUCUGCACCGACGGCAAGACUCGGCCGCACAUCUGCGAGGUGUGCAACAAAGGCUUUACGGACGGUUAUGCUUUGAAGCGUCACGUAGUAACGCACUUGCCGGAGAAACCGUUUAAAUGUUCGCAAUGCUCGAAGAGCUUCACGCAGAAGUCCAGAUUGAACAAACAUAUCGCAAAUCAUUGCAUCGUCAUCGAAGACAGCCAGACGGUUUGGAAAUGCGUCCAGUGUGGCGAGGUGUUCGUCUCCUGCGACAACUGCGAUGUACAUUAUUACGAAGUACACGAAGAAAAAAUCACUCUGAUCGAGGAACUGUUGAUAUCGAGGGUCUAUCAUUGUGAGUUUUGCAACAGUUACUUCGCCGAUGUGGACAAUCUGAGUUCUCAUCAAAAUCAACACGUUAUCGAAAGACCGUACACGUGUAACACGUGCAAAACCAUUUACAAAUCGUUCGGGGAAGCUGUUAUGCAUUGGAAGGAACAUCCAAGACUCUUCAGAGUUCUCAUUUUCUUUCUAUGCGACAUUUGUUACAAAGACAUGAAGGAACUGUCAUUGUUGUACAAACACAAGCAGAAGAGACAUGGUUACGCGUUGAGAUUGUCCGAGUCCGGUGAAUCAAAAUUCAUUUGCCAGCUCUGCGGAAACGUGUUCGAUAAAAGCGAGGAUAUACAGAAUCACGAACAACAACGGUGCUCGAAAUUUCCCUGCGAUAUCUGCGGCAAUCUACUGCCCACCGCAAACUCGCUGAACGCUCACAAGAGACGGCACAACGGACUGAGACCGUACGUUUGCAACAUCUGUGGAAAAAGUUACACUCAGUCCAGCCACAUGUGGACUCACAGGAGAUUCCACAUGGGCAUAAAACCUUACGUUUGUGAUUACUGCGAUCAGCGUUUCACGAUAAAGCCGGAUCUGGCGGAUCACAUCAGGAAGAAGCACACGAAGGAGAGACCGUUCAAAUGCGACGUGUGCAACAAGGCCUUCCUGACCGGUUCUGUAUUUUAUCAGCAUAGAUUGAUACAUCGUGGCGAUCGCAGAUACAAAUGUCAUUAUUGUGAAAAGGCUUUCACUAGAACAGAAGCUUUAAAUAAUCACAUCAAAAUACACACCGGAGAGAAGCCGCACGCUUGCGAUGUGUGCGGCAGAUGUUUCAGACAGAAGGGAGAUAUGAAAAAACACAAACGCACGCAACAUAGUUCUAAUCAAGAGAUUUCUAAAAAUUGCCAUGGUUAAAAUGUAGCAUAAAUAAUUUUGUUGUUACAUACAUUUUAGUUAAUAAUGCUAAUAAUUAAUGCAAUUGUUUUAUAUACAGUAAUAUAUCGAUUUAAAGUAAUGUAUUCUUAUUAUUAUGCGAUAAAUAACAUAUAUAUAUUAUGUCAAAACACAAGGAGAACGCAAAUGGUUUUUAAUAAAAAUAUUCUUGCGAGAGAAAAAAGAUGAAGUAAUAUUUAUUUCCUCUUGGUAGAUAAAAUAUAUGUAUAUAAAUUCUCAACAUCGAUACAUGAUUUUAAAUAAUAUAUCGAGUAUCUUAUCACAUUACCGGAAACGCCCCCCCCCCCCGCUACCUAAUCUAAUUUCACACACAAUCAGUAUGAAAAUAGAAAAUUCUAUAUAGAAAAGAAGGUCUUAUAUGAGGUAUACAAAUAGUUAAUUAUGUAGUAGGUAUGUGUAAUCAGUUAUCCAAUAAAUAAUUUAUGUACAAUACCUUUUUCGCGCUUCAGUGUUUUACUUUAAGGAAGUUUUUCUCGCGCUUCUUCUUUUUUACUUAUAUAAAGACACGUAUUAUUUUAUAGUUAUAUGUACUGGGUUGUUCGGAAAAUACAUAGCGUUUUUUUAAAUAAAAUUUAGACGUAUCGACUCAAAAAAGGCUGUGUUACAUAUAAUUCACUGUCAAUAAAUUAAAAAUAUAUAAUAUAUAAUAUAUAAUAUAUGAUAUACAUAACAUGAAGUAUAGAUUCUUAGUACUGACAGUUGAAAUUUUGGAACACAAUCAUAAUUUAUCUUCUGUAAACGUUCAAUAUGUAUAUAUACAAUGCUGUUCGAUGUUGUUAAUAUAUCUGCGUAACGUGUCUCGUGUUGUCAUUUACGGUAAUGACACUGAAAAACAUUAGGAAUUUUCCGAACAAUCCAAUAUAAGACAAUAGCAAUAUUGCUUGUGUCAAUAAAAAAUAUUAAUUACAUUUCCCAAGUUCUAAUAAAUUGGUCACAAAAGGCUGAAGAGCACAUUCAAGUUCAGCUUUAUAAAUACAUAUCAUAAUACAAAUACAUUAUUUUAGUACUUUAUAAAUGCAGUAAUAAUAACGCAAUCGUAUAUAAACGUAUAUCAGAAAAUUUAUUCAUAUGUUUAUCAUGUACAAUAUAUAUAUAUAUAUAUGUAUAUAUAUAUAUAUAUAUACAAGGU
Messenger RNA from Pseudomyrmex gracilis, 3571 nucleotides. RefSeq names its product zinc finger protein 678-like. The record is from RefSeq and is a predicted model, not a curated record. Gene Ontology annotation, molecular function: zinc ion binding; RNA polymerase II cis-regulatory region sequence-specific DNA binding; DNA-binding transcription factor activity. Bases 202 to 2403 code for a protein of 733 amino acids. Gene Ontology annotation, cellular component: nucleus. Lineage: Eukaryota; Metazoa; Arthropoda; Insecta; Hymenoptera; Formicidae. The transcript has 3 exons. Gene Ontology annotation, biological process: regulation of transcription by RNA polymerase II.